Equus quagga is the source of this 3676-nucleotide messenger RNA. RefSeq names its product TRAF3 interacting protein 1 (gene IFT54). The coding region runs from base 114 to 2030 and encodes 638 amino acids. NCBI's taxonomy places the organism in Eukaryota, Metazoa, Chordata, Mammalia, Perissodactyla, Equidae. The transcript has 16 exons. Gene Ontology annotation, cellular component: intraciliary transport particle B; centrosome; ciliary basal body. The record is from RefSeq and is a predicted model, not a curated record. Gene Ontology annotation, molecular function: microtubule binding. Gene Ontology annotation, biological process: intraciliary transport; cilium assembly; regulation of microtubule cytoskeleton organization.
GAUGGAAACCCGAGCGGCGCUUCGAGGCCGGAGCGGGAGGCGGCGGCGGGGCCGGCGGCGGCCGGGCGGCGGAGCUUAGGCUCGGCGGGCGGCGGGGCGCCGGCGGCGCCGCCAUGAACGCCGCGGUGGUGAAGCGGACGCAGGAGGCUCUGGGGAAGGUGAUCCGGAGGCCGCCGCUGACGGAGAAGCUGCUGAACAAGCCCCCGUUCCGCUACCUGCACGACAUCAUCACGGAGGUGAUUAGGAUGACUGGUUUCAUGAAGGGCCUCUACACGGAUGCUGAGAUGAAGUCUGAUAAUGUUAAGGAUAAAGAUGCAAAAAUUAGCUUCCUGCAGAAGGCCAUAGACGUGGUGGUCUUGGUUUCAGGAGAGCCACUGUUGGCAAAACCAGCGCGCAUCGUGGCUGGGCACGAGCCCGAACGCACAAAUGAGCUGCUCCAGAGGAUUGGAAAGUGCUGUCUCAGCAAGCUCUCCAGUGACGACGCGGUGAAGAGAGUGUUGGCUGGAGAGAAGGUGGAUACGAAGGGAAGGAUCUCGCUGACAUCGAAAUCUCAAGAAUGGGACAAUAAGAAUGCGAGAGAAGAGCCCAAAGUUCAUAAAGAUAAAGAGGAUAGAAGAAACUCUGAAAUAAAUGAGAGAAGUACAAGCAGAGAUCGAAAACAGAAAGAAGAAUUGAAAGAAGAAGGCAAACCAAGAGAAAAGGAAAGAGACAAGGAGAAGACCAAGGAGAAUGACCGCGACAGACAUAAAGAUGCCGAGAGAGACAAGCACCGAGAGGGAGAGAGGGAGAGAACCAAGGCCAGGACCAAGCCAGAGAGAGACCGAGACAGAGACAGAGGCAACAGAGACCGGGACAAAGAUGGGGACCGCGAGAGAGAGAGGAAGAACGAGGGAGGAAGGGAAAAGGAGAGAUGGAGAGACCGGGAGAGAGAGCGCGAGCGAGACAAGGGCAGGGACAGGGACAAGGACAAGGACAGGCGGAGGGUGAGAAACGAGGAGCCUUCCAGGGACCCCGACAGGGAAAAGAGCAGAGAGCAUGAUAAACCGGAGAAAAAGUCAUCAAGUUCAAGGGAGGUGUCUAAAAAGUUGACAGAUGGCUCUUUUAAAGACUCCAAAGCUGAAACAGAGACUGAUAUUUCCACUAGAGUAUCCAAGACAGUGACAACAAAGACAUCAAAGCGGCGAUCCCAAAAUUCAGUGGAAGGCGACUCUCCUAGUGAUGCAGAAGGAGAAGUCGGACCUUCUGGCCAAGACAAGUCUGAGGUGUCCGAGAAUCCCGAGGUCCCUAACGAGCCCUCAUCCAGCCUCAGAAGAAUGCCUCGGCCUGGGAGUGCGAGACCAGCGCCCCCCCGAGUGAAACGACAGGAGAGCGUGGAGGUGCUCACGACAGACAGGAGCCAAGAGACAGGGAGUGGUAAAACCGUCUCAAAUGUGAUUAUAGAUUCGCAGAAUUCUGACAAUGAGGAAGAUGAUCAGUUUGUGGUGGAGGCUGCCCCCCAGCUCUCUGAGAUGUCAGAACUUGAAAUGGUACAAGCGGUGGAGGUGGAGGAAGAUGAGAAGCACGGAGGACUUGUCAAAAAAAUUCUGGAGACGAAGAAAGAUUAUGAGAAGUUGCAGCAGCCACCCAAACCUGGAGAGAAGGAGAAAUUGCUUGUCUUUGAGUCGGCGUGGAAGAAGGAGAAGGACGUUGUUUCCAAGGAGAUAGAGAAGCUGCGUGCGUCCAUCCAGACCCUGUGCAAGAGUGCGCUCCCCCUGGGGAAGAUCAUGGACUACAUCCAGGAGGACGUGGACGCCAUGCAGAACGAGCUGCAGCUGUGGCACAGCGAGAACAAGCAGCACGCCGAGGCCCUGCAGAAGGAGCAGAGCGUCACAGACUGCGCUGUGGAGCCCCUGAAGGCUGAGCUGGCGGAGCUGGAGCAGCUGAUCAGAGACCAGCAGGACAAGAUCUGUGCCGUGAAGGCCGCCAUCCUGAGGAACGAAGAGAAGAUCCAGAGGAUGGUGCGCAGCGUCACUCUGAGUUCCAGGCGGUGAGCGCUCGCAAGUCUCAGACUGAAGUCCUCCUCAGCUUGAAAACAGGAAGACGGAGCAUCGUUACUCUUGACGCUUCAGUUUGCAAAGAACGGACAGUUUACAAUGUUGUCCAACUAAUUUCCAGAGCUUUAAAACUUUAGGCGCAUUCACUGUAUAAAGACCGUGUUUUCUUAUCUUCUUCCAGCUAGAAUACUUGCUAGUUAUAAAUAGCUCUUCAAAACGCCCGUGUGCGGACUUUCUUUGGAAGCCUGUCGUGUGUCUCUGCAGGAGCCCGCUUUGUUGAGUUCUGAGCAGACCUGUCCAGCAGGGGAGUGGCGUUGGCACGCCAGGGCCACAGGAGUCCUUGGGUUCAGUCUUUAUGUCUGUUGGCAGGACCUGUGUGCGUCAAGCCUGAGUGAAGGGAGACUGAACUUUUGAUAGGCACUUUUUAAACAGAUGAGGCCUGAGAAUGAAUGAAUUCAUUUUUACCUCAUUUCCACUUGAAAAGGGUUAAUUUAGCCCGUGUCUUUAUAAGGUACGUGUGAACUUUUUUUAACGUCUUUGUAAUUGCAUAUACUUCUUUGGGUAAUUUUCUUUUUGGUCCCUAUUAUCUUUUGCUUGUGUUUCUACUGUUAGAAAAGGAGGUUUCAGUGUGAUCUUCAUGCACGUCGUCUGCCCAUGAGAUUGUCACGGGCUGUAUCCUCACUUUCUUCAGCGUUUUGUCCCUUGGUUUCCCCACGUGAAUACUCGAGUAGCUCCACAGGGCUCCUUGUUCUCUUUAAAGAGGGGCUUGCUCUCCAGGGCGUGGGCACCACUCCCUUGCCUUCGCCUGCUCUCGAGCCCUGUGUGCCUGGGAGAGUCAGCGCAGGGAAGAUGCAGAAGACGACCGACAAGGAUGCACUAAUGUGCAAAGUGUUUUUGCUGUUACCGUUUUUUGGAAAUUGUUUUUUAAAAGCAAAAGUUUUUUUAAAACAUGGUUUAUAUUUAGUUUUUCAUUUACAUAUAAUAUUGUACAUACUGAAUGCUUCUACUUGUGUAUAAAGGAUCUCACUGUUUGGGGACAUACUUACGGGUCUGAAGGUCUGGGUUCUGAUACUUUUAUUUCUAGAUAUUGUAUGUAUUAUGUAAACCAAGGAAUGCCAUUUGAAAUGUUAGAAUGGCCUGAGAAAGUUUUGUUUCUCUAAAUGAGUAGCGCAGAUGGCACAGUUAAGCUUUUCUUAAUGUAAUUUCCAAAAUAAGUUCUUUACUAAGUUAGUUCUAUGAUUUUCUAAGCUGAGUAAGUUCCAGAUCAGAUUGUUGAGAUCUGCCAUUUGAGACAUCGGUCCUUUUCUCCUUUCUGUGGUGCACCAUGCAAUUCUGUGGAUCAGGUUAUACUAAGUACAUUAUUGGAGAAGGUGGGGCGUGUUAGUUAACUGGUCCUUCCUGUACUUAUAAUCUCUGUUCUGCUGAGUCGAAUGGCUUAGCCACAACCCUGAAUGGACCCUGUUUUGCUUCAAGUUAAGAUGUCUGCCUUUUAUGAAUUUGUAUAUUUGACUAGAAUUUUUGUGUUGCAAAAAAUUGCAUACCUUAUAUGUGAGUAAAAUUUUGUAUGAAGUAGUCUGUUAAAUUGUAUCGAAAAAUUUAUUUUUCUUUUAUACAUAAAUCAUUAAAAAUAAUCACAUUUUUUU